Monodelphis domestica (gray short-tailed opossum) is the source of this 924-nucleotide messenger RNA. RefSeq names its product bitter taste receptor Modo-T2R25 (gene T2R25). Gene Ontology annotation, molecular function: G protein-coupled receptor activity; bitter taste receptor activity. The record is from RefSeq and is marked provisional. Gene Ontology annotation, cellular component: membrane. Gene Ontology annotation, biological process: G protein-coupled receptor signaling pathway; sensory perception of taste; detection of chemical stimulus involved in sensory perception of bitter taste. Lineage: Eukaryota; Metazoa; Chordata; Mammalia; Didelphimorphia; Didelphidae.
AUGCCAAGUGGCGGGGACAAUAUUUUGUUGGUUCUGGUAGUUGGACAGUUCUUAAUGGGGAUUCUGGGGAACGGAUUCAUGAUAUUGGUGAAUGGCAUUGAUUGGAUCAAGAGCAAGAAAUUGGCAACAGGGGAUAUCAUCUUGGUAAGCUUGGCCAUCUCUAGAAUUGGUAUGUUAAGCACAUUAACAUGUGUUAGCUUUCAAUUAGUGUUUAAUCCAGACGAAUUACUAAAUGAGGGAAUUAAUGUCAGUGAAGUUUUCUGGAUCCUGACCUACCUUUCAAGUAUUUGGUUUGCCACCUGUCUCAGUGUCUUCUACUUCCUAAAGAUUGCCAACUUUUCCCACUCCCUCUUUCUCUGGCUGAAGUGGAGAAUCAACCAGCUUGUCGGUGUGCUAAUGGUGGGACCUUGGCUCUUUAGUAUGACCAUCAAUCUUCCAAUGUUGGAGAGAGCUUAUAACAAUGCUCUUAUUAGAAGAAACAACACAAAAGUAUACAGAGACUACCAGGUGAAUGAGAGUGAAUAUAUCACCAUACAAAUUGUUACCAACCUCUCGAGUCUCAUCCCCUUGUUUCUAUCUCUGGUCUCAUUCUUGCUCCUUGUUUUUUCUCUCCGGAGACAUAUGCAUCAGAUGAAGCACAGUGCCACCGGAUCUAGGGAUCCCAGCAUGGAGGCCCAUGUUCGAGCCAUAAAAGCCAUACUCUCUUUCCUCAUCUUUGUUGUACUCUUCUUUUUGGGAUCAUUCAUCAUCUUGUGGAACUUCUCAAUUCCAGGAAAAGACUCAAAUUUAAGGUGUGGAAUACCAUUGAUGUGUCUCUGUCCCUCAGGUCACACACUAAUCCUGAUUCUGCACAAUAGCAAGCUGAGACAGGCAGCUUUGAAGGUGUGGUGGCAGGUGAGAGACUGCCUGAAAAGAAGCAAAUGA